UCAGUAAACAUGUGUGAGCGCAUUUAGUGCUUUAGACUUUACUUGCUUAACGAUAUUUUGUGUGGUUUAAAAACGCGAAGCGCGGUUGCUAAUUAACAACAACCAAACACGACCGGCAUUAAGUAGUGAAUAAAGUGAAUUAAAUUGCGCGUGUUAUUAGUUUUUGUGCACAAAACCGACUGCUGUUUGUAACGCGGCGUCUAAUUAUAAAAACGGGUUAUAAACAGUUUUCCUUCUGCCUAUGCGUGCUAUUGUUAUUGUUGUGUGAAAAUACGGACAAAGUGCAAAGUGAUGCGACGUAAGGACUGCAUUUGAACGCGAAAAAAUUUGUGUAUAGCCAUUAGUCUGAGAAACCGAGUACCGCGCGCUUGUGAAAAUAAAAUAUUUUUCAAUAAGUUAAUAAGCAGCGCUAUUAAGCGCCUUUGUUUUAACUGUCGUGCAAAAAGGUUCGUGUGAAUGUAGCGUGCGCGCGCGAAUAACAACCGCAACAACAACAACAACCUGUGUUUAAGUAAACGUCAGGCAAAUUAAGUCAGUGAUUUUACCUGUAAAACGGACGUGUGACAAGACGCGCCGCGGCACUGGCUUAUUAGAGAGCCGCGCAACUUGUGGCGCCACCAGUUAAUUAUUGUAAUUAUGUGCAAUUAUAAGAAUAUAACACUGUUAUAUAACUGUAAAAUCUGCGCGCGCUUAUAUUUUUAAAAGUAAACCACGCGCCUUUCAAGUCAGUAAGGCAGUUAUUGUAACGCGGCGCGCUACCGAAAAUAAUAAAGUAAUAAACAACAGCGUUGCAACUGUUAACUUAAUUUAUGGCAACUGCGUAUGCGUACGCGCGUGCGUCCAGUGUACCGCACGCAUGUUAUUAACACUUUGGCUGCGUAACGUUUUUGACACGCGCGCGCAUCAAUUAGUUUUUCGGCGUAUUAUUAAAAAUAUAAACGAGCCGUGCGAAAGCAUGAGCGUAAAUUGCUGAUAAUAGUAAGUGUAAUUGGCUUUUCACCACAAAACGAUGAUAAGACAAAUAGUGGCACGCGUACUUCCAAACGCUCAACAUUCACGUCUUGCCGUUCAAAUAACAGUGUCUAUGCAUCUUCAUGUCAUAUUUUGCGAACGCAACGCGCGCCAUACUGCACUUGCUGCUGUUGUGACUUCGACUGCUGCUGCUGCCAUCAGUUUUCCCCAGUAAUGUGUUAUCGUUGCAUGCGCCCGACUGCAGUCAUCCUGUGUUCAGCCGCUGCGCGCAUUUAAGACGAUACCGUGCGCAUUUUCCAUUCAUUCACAAAUCAACCGUCGUGCGCUAUUGUCAGCUGCUCGGCUGCCGUUUACAUUCACAAAACGUUUUUCUUCGCCUUUCUCAUUUCGAAAUCGCAAGUCAUUCAUGAGACGCGUCGCUCGCCACACGCGCGUACGUUCUUAGUGCAUUCGCAUAAGCUGAUUGUCAGCAGUGAUUUUGCGACAAGUGAAAUGAAAUAAAUGCAUCAAGCAAAUCGCUAUCGCAAAUGCAAGACGGAAUAAAUUUAAAUGCAAAAUGCAAUUCAAAUGGCCAGCAAAAAAAAAAAAAUAAAAAUAAAUCAAUUUUUUUUAAUGCAAAAUUAAAUAUAUGUAUAUGAAUGCGGAGUAUAAUAAUCCCAACGUAAAUCGUAAAAAUUCGUCGUUGCUCUCACCGCGCGCUGUAAUUAACGGUUAUAAAAUUGAUGGAAUGUGCUUGUGUGAGUGAUAAUGGCAUUACAAUCGGUUUUAUGAAAAACGCAAUUGCACGAAUACACGGCGAAAAAAUUAGUGUACAAAAAGAUCCACAGUCGGUCAGCAAAGUGUGCGCCCGGGCGCUUGGACAGCAACGCGUACACGUAGCCACGCACAUUUAUAUGCAUGUGGCACAUCCGAUAGCUAUCUACGCACUCGCAAAACACAAAUUAUACGUGUAAACAACGCGUGGACAUACACACUCACACAUAUACUCGCACUGAUACAAGCGCCUCUGCAAAAAAAGCGUCAACGAUUUGCGAACGGCCGGAUCAACAGCAACACAAAGGCCAAGCAGACAACCCCCCGGCCACUAGCCACCAGCCAACAGGCAGCCGGUCAGCCACAUAGCGCUAGCUAGCUCAACAGCUCGACAACGGCGGGCGGAAAGCGCUUUCGAGUGGCGCAUACAAAACUUGGGAUUGCCCGCGUGUCUGUGACUGCCGCGGGGCGACCACGGCGACGAAGUCAAUUCAAACUGUAGCAGAUAUCAAUCCACAUGCUGAGCAUAAUUAAUUUGCCGCACGUCAGUUGAGUCGGUCAGCGGUAGUGUGCGCGCAGCCGACACACCUACAAACAUACAAACGCGCCGGCUGUAACACAGACAGACAAACUAUAGACAGUUGUUUGUGUGUGUGGCGUUCGCUUGCUGGCAGCGUCUGCUACUGUUCCUCAACGCUUCAAUGCGAACAAGUGUACAUACAUAUGUUUGUACAUAUAUGUGUGUAGCGCAGUUCUAAAGCAUUUCCAUGCAUUCGGUUUUAUUGGAGCGCAGCCGCUACCGUUGUCUGUAUGUAUGUAAAAUUGCGCGCGCUUGCUCUGAAUAAUGUCAAUACACACAUACAAAGCUAUAUAUUACAUACAUAGGGUCAGGCGUUAAUAUAUGUAUGUGUGCGUAUGCAAAUAUGCGCGGAGUGCGUACCGAUCGCUAUUCCACAACUGAAUUCUGCAUGCAAGUAUUAUAUGCUAUAGACGACAAAAAGUAUAAAUAAUAAUAAUAAUAAUUAAUGUUAAAAUAUACUAAAAACAACAAAAACAACAAAUGCCAAACGGUUAAAACUGUCCACCUCGCAAUGCUACCGUCUCCAUGCACCACAACUGAUUACAACGUUCUAAAGCUGAUUCGAAAUAAUGUAUAUGAGAAUAUCGCUACGGUUGUUGAAAUACGUUUUCGAAAAAGCAGAAAAUUCCGGUUCCUUCAACGCAAUCAGUAACACGUCGCUAUGGAGUUUUUAAAACAGCAACAACAACGAAAUCACAACACACUGAAAUGUAAUACCUAGACGCUCGCCAGUAUUGCUGCAAAACCUGAAACCUUGCUGAAAUAAAUUAAAAGCAAAUCGAAAAAUACGAAAACAAAAACAAAGAAAAAAUCCGUAAGGCAAGUGAAUAAAAUAAUAAAAGCAAAAACAAAAAACACUUGCAAUGAACAAGGAAAUGCGAAAAAGGCAAAAGCCACAACGACGGCAAUAUGCAAUUAAAACAGCAACAAAGCGCACACCACUCGCACUAACUGCAACAACAACAACGGCAAUAACAGCAACACCAACCCAUGUGACAGUGAACAACGAAUUCGUGCGCACAAUGGCAAUUGUUGCAGAUAGCGCCGAUAGCGUUGCUGUUGUUGUUGCCAACGACAAGCAAACUCAAAGUUGCUGCGCCAACAACAAGCAAUGCUGCAACAACUGCCGGCAACAGCAUCUUCGGCCUACACAAUCGCUUACACUGUCGCCGCAGCAACAACAAUCACAACAACAACAGCGUCAGGGAUGUGAGCAUCAUGUACAACGCCAUCUGCGGUCAUGGUCGGGACAGCGGUCAAAGUUCAGCGCCUGGUUGCUAACAACUGUGUUCAUCGUGGCCAUUUGCCUGGUGCAGAGCGCGCAUACGAAUCUCUUGUUUGGCAAUCUGUUAUCGUGUUCCAAUGAAGGUGAAGUGGUGCAAAUUACGGAUUUGAAAAUAACUUCAAAGUGUUAUCAGUGUACCUGUAAGAAUGGAUUCGUAAACUGUGAAAAAGGAAGCUGUCCACCGAUUGACGAUUGCUAUUUAUUAGAUCCCAAACCGCGUGACACAUGUUGUAAAAAAUGCAAAGGUUGUAUAUACCGUGGUAUACCAUACCCAAGUGGCUCUGAGUGGGCUGAUCCCGAAGAUCCUUGUAAGACUUACAAAUGUGUGGCCAGUGUUGUCACCGAAACGACAAUGAAAUGCUUCAAUCAGUGCGAUGAUGAACACGUCAUACCGCCAAAACCCGGUGAAUGUUGUCCGACGUGUCAAGGUUGCAAGAUCAACGGACAAGUGGUGGCCGAGGGUCAAGAGGUAGUCGGCUCGAUAGACGAUCGUUGUAUGGUAUGUCAAUGUGCGCAAAACGAGCUCACAUGCGCUAAGAAAACAUGUCCCAUACUCCAGUGCCCCAUCUCAAAGCAAACGCAGAAUCCCAAUGAAUGCUGUCCACGCUGUACCGAACAACGGGAAUUCAUGCCGGUGUAUGGCAAGUGCAUUUUCAACAACAAGGUCUACUAUGACAAGACGCAAUUUAUGCCCGAUCGUUGCACCAACUGCACCUGCAGCAACGGCACCUCGAUCUGUCAGCGCAACACCUGUCCCAUACUGGAGUGCUCGCCCGAGUAUCAGGAAAUGGACGGUUGCUGCCCGCGUUGCAUCAGCUCCGAGGUGCGCAACGAAUGCAUACACAAGGGUGUGACCUACAUGAAUAAUGAAACGUGGAAUUUAGGACCCUGCCGUUCAUGUCGCUGCAUUGCCGGACAAAUACGUUGCUCAGAGAUGCGUUGUCCGCCAUUGAAAUGUAACUCCAACGAAGUGAAGAAAACAUUGCCGGGUGAGUGUUGUCCGCGCUGCAUAGAGACGCCCGGUACAUGCACCGUCUUCGGCGAUCCACACUUCAAAACGUUCGAUGGCAAAUUCUUCAGCUUUCAGGGUUCAUGCAAGUAUCUGUUGACGGCCGACUGUCACGACAAGACAUUCUCCAUACGUUUGACGAACGAUGGACGCGGCACGAAACGUUCGUCUUGGGCGAAAACGGUAACGCUGAAGAUGCGCGGUAUGCGCGUCACUUUGGGUCAGAAAAUGCGCGUCAAAGUGAACGGUAGUCUUGUGAUAUUACCGUAUAGCGGUGCAACCGGCACGCCGUUUGUCAACAUCGAACGACUGGGCGAACACAUAAUGCUGCAAACCGAUUUGGGUUUGAAACUCGAAUGGGACGGCAACAAUUUCCUACAAGUGACCGCAGCGACCGCCUACAAAAAGAAGUUAUGCGGCCUGUGCGGCAAUUACAAUGGCAUCGGACGUGAUGAUCUCAGCAGCCGUGAUGGCAAUAAUCACACCGACAAAGAGGUAUGGCGUUUUGCCAACUCCUGGAAGGAGGGCGGACCGAAAGCAUGUUCGCGACGUGUGGAGAAGAUAUCGGCGCGUCCCAAUUGCAAGGAGCGCAAAGCGAACGCCGCCUGUCGGUGGCUGCGCGAAUCUGAAGUAUUCGGUAACUGUGAUAAUAGACUAAAUCCCAAUAACUAUUUUGACGCGUGCAAGAUGGACGUGUGCGAGUGUCCCAAUCGUAUGUGUCAUUGUGACAGUUUUGCGGCCUACGCGCACGAAUGCCGACGCCUCGGUGUCGAAGUGUCGGAAGAGUGGCGCAAGCGCACCAAAUGCCCGGCAGGUAUGUGGCGCCGCAAUGCAACCAAAAUGGCGCUGCUGCAGCAUCAUCAACACAUUAGCGACGACAGCGGCGGCGGCGGCGUCGUCGUCGUCGGAAGUGGUGUGCGCAGUGGCGUGCAAGCGCGUCGUCGCAAGCAUCACCAACAGCAAAAGCAGCAGGCACAACAACAACUGGAACGGCAGCUGCAGCUGCACGUGCCGAAGAGUCUGCUGGCGCACAAGUCGCCGAAUCGAACGCCGCCGCCGUUGCAUUGA
Bactrocera latifrons is the source of this 5667-nucleotide messenger RNA. RefSeq names its product BMP-binding endothelial regulator protein (gene cv-2). The record is from RefSeq and is a predicted model, not a curated record. Gene Ontology annotation, molecular function: protein binding. NCBI's taxonomy places the organism in Eukaryota, Metazoa, Arthropoda, Insecta, Diptera, Tephritidae. The coding region runs from base 3169 to 5667 and encodes 832 amino acids. The transcript has 9 exons.